Caenorhabditis sp. 36 PRJEB53466 is the source of this 1182-nucleotide messenger RNA. Lineage: Eukaryota; Metazoa; Nematoda; Chromadorea; Rhabditida; Rhabditidae. The record is from the annotation of a GenBank genome assembly.
AUGUCUGUGAACAGUGAGUACUCGCUGCUCUCGCCCGUCACCCAAACGGCCAUUUCUAGAGAGAAAAAAGAGUGGCAACACACAAAGAAGUCAGAAAACAGUUCAUGAAGAUGCUCCAACCACUAUGGAGAAAAGACAGAAAAAGAAAGCGAUUGUGUCAUUUUUGUCGAUCACAAUAAGCAAGGGCGUCAUUGGACUACGCCAAGAUUUUGUUCAACUGAGGCGAUUCAACGAUUUCGAGAAGAUGAAGGCGUUCCAGACGGCGCAGGACGACGGCCGCAACCGUUACAAAGACGUCGGAUGCCUGGACAACAAUCGGGUCAAACUGAAUGCUCCGUGGCCCCACGACUACAUUCACGGCAACUACGUCAGCGUGCCUUCGAAUCCGAAACGCUUCAUCUGCACUCAGGCGCCGCUUGAGAAGACGUGCGCCGACUUCUGGUUCAUGUGUCUCCAGGAUCGCGUCGAGUACAUCUUCAUGUUGUGCAAUUUCACGGAGAAGCAGGUGAAGAAGUGCCACGAAUACUAUCCGACGAGCAAGAAGAAGACGCUCGAGUUUACGGAGGGAAAUCACAAGAUUACGGUCAAAUACGAGUCAUCGAACAAGGUAUGAUUAGUUUUGGAGAAAACAAUUUGAGAGUACCAUGUUGUAGGUCAAAUUCUCAAAGGAAAAAGACAAGGAGAAGAUAAAAGUGGUGGUGACAGAGACGAUUAUUUCGGUGGAAGGACCAAACGAUACGUCGAUCAAAACGGUCCAUUACCACUGGAAUGACUGGCCCGACCGCGGCUGCCCUCAGGCCGAUAUGGCCAUUGUGGAGCUGCUCGACAGAGCCAGACACUCGAAAGGACCGAUCGUCGUGCACUGCUCCGCUGGAAUCGGCCGUACUGGGAGUGUUGUGAUGAUCGAGUACAUGAUGGAUCAGUUCAUAAACGGACAGCCGAUCGAGGACGGCGACAAGAUCUUGGUCAAGAUCCGCGAGCAGCGCAACAACUCUGUUCAGGCAUCGACAUUACAAACGAACUAUUUUCAACUAGACUAUUUUUCAUUUUCAGACGGAAUUCCAGUACUUGUUCGUUCACGAAGUGAUGCUCAACUUCUUCGCCUACAAGAAGCUUUUCGAUGCGAACGCUCUUCUGGCCGUCAAAGGUUUCUCCGACGAGUACUAUAGGGCUCUACGCUGA